This is a messenger RNA of Trypanosoma cruzi, 2226 nucleotides long. RefSeq lists its product as uncharacterized. Gene Ontology annotation, molecular function: UFM1 ligase activity. Gene Ontology annotation, cellular component: endoplasmic reticulum membrane. Bases 1 to 2226 code for a protein of 741 amino acids. Gene Ontology annotation, biological process: response to endoplasmic reticulum stress; protein K69-linked ufmylation; regulation of proteasomal ubiquitin-dependent protein catabolic process. The record is from RefSeq and is a predicted model, not a curated record. Lineage: Eukaryota; Euglenozoa; Kinetoplastea; Trypanosomatida; Trypanosomatidae. The transcript has a single exon.
AUGUGUGAUACGGAUCUAAGUGAGCUGGUGAAAAAGUUUCAGGCCAUUCAACGGCAGACGUUUCCCGAUCAAAUCGGGGAGCGUAACGUAGUCGAAAUCAUUAAUGUGCUGCGAGAGAAGCAAUUGGUUGACCUUCUUUACACCUUGGAUGGAAAGGAGUAUCUCACAUGGGACCAGCUGCGGCGCGAAGUCGUUGACGAAAUUGUCUUCAAUGGUGGGCGGAUGAAUGUGGUCGACCUUCCUGGCAGUCUUAAUGUGCACUUCACACACAUUGAGCGUGUGCUCCAAGAUGUUCUUGAAGACCCAACUAUCCGCAUCGAAAGUGGGGAGCUUCUGACCGACGAAUAUUUGGACUCCACCAUUCAGGCUGCGGCGGACGUGCUGAAGGAAAACGGGUUUCUUUCCAUCGCAGAAUUUGCAAAAACCCAUAGAUUUAGCUCAGUUUUUGCGCAAGACCUUCUCAUGAAGGCGGUGGAGUCACAGAGAUUGCGUGCAGUUGCGGAAAGAAGUGCCAUGUACACAACACAGUUUGUGCAUUCGCAAAAGGCCAUCUUGCGGGCAGGUCUUAUGGCUGCGACGCGGCCAGUAAACCUGACAACGUUCUUUGAAAGGCACAAUCUCUUUGUUCCACUUAUGGAUCCAGUCAUCGACGCCGUGCGCGCUGAACUACCCGGUAAAUUUGUUGGUGGGGUUUAUGUGCCAACAUAUUUUGAAGUCACCCGCGCAGAGCAAGUGGAAAAUGUUUAUCUCUCCAAUGGCUUUAUUGAAUAUGCGUCUUUGCACCAACAUGGCAUCUCCCAGGCGAAGGAAUUUCUUCUUGGAAAGUACAACCCUGUCGUGGAAGGUUCUGCAGCAAGAACAGCGACCGGAACGGAGGUGCGGAAACGGCGAGGGCGUCGUAAUCAGAACGCGGAUGCCACCGUGGAGGCGGCACCAGUGGCUCGUAGUGAAACUCACCCGAACGCCGGUCAUGCACUUUCUAGUUGUUUUGUUUCCGAUCGAUUCCUUGCUAACCUCGUUGCUCUUGAGGAUCUUGCGCAUGGAGAUACCCUGGCGUUGGAUCUUUCGCUGCAUUUGCCAUCUGCUGUCAGCUUUGAGAAGGAUUCUAACGUUCUUUUAAGGCGACUCCGUGAGUUGCAUCCCGUUAUUGAUUCUUGUAUCGUGCUGGAUGGAGGCUUGUUGGUUCACGAGGCUGCCCUGGAUAAAUUCAGGGCGCGACUGCGCGUCGUCUUUGAAGAGAGCUUCAAGCAAGGAGGGAAACGGAAAAGGAGCAAAACAAGUGAAUCUGCUGCGUCUGGAGACGAAAAAGAACAAUCAGUCCUUCGUGUAUUAGCUGAUGUGACUGGUCUCUCCUUAGAGGAAUAUUCAACGGCCCUUGAGGACCUUUCUUCUCAAUGGAGGGAGAUAGCAAGGGAUAUUUAUGAUGAAUUGGCGGCGGCUUUGGAACAGCAGGCAUCUGUGGAUCUGAAGCGAAUGCGCUCCAAGCUUCAGGUCUCUUUGGGCGUAUCCUGGGUUGACCUGUUUGUUGUCUCUAAGGGAGUCUUGUGGAGCAAAUCACAUAUGGAUGAAGCUGCAUCUACAGCCGUCAGUCGACAUGUUUUAACCACACGUGUUCUGCCAAUGGUAGGUGACAUUAUACUUAACGAGAGCCUGGAUGUGGCUGAGGUAUUUGAACGUGUUUCUGCUGUCCUGACGCCGGGGCAGCCGAGUAUUGUCACACUUCAAAAGGCGUUGCAAGUUUUUCCAGAAAAGCACCGCCGGCCACUUUUGCCCAUGAUAGAGGCGGCAAAUGGCAGGUCUGUCGAGAACUUUAUGAGUAUUCUUCAGGAACUUUGCACCAGCGGCCAAAUCGCGAUUUCUUCGUUUUACCAACCAAACAAAAAGCUGGAGAGGGAGGCACUUGCGGCGUUGAAGAAGAGGAUGCUGGAGCGAGUCGAAAAGGGCACUUUUGGUACUGAUGUCGCCCAAAGUGGAGUUUUAUUUGCGUCAAUUUGUAGUUUUUUUCUUUACACGCAUUUCCAUGUCUACGUGGAGCUUCCUGGAAGGGUGGUGGGAAGUGCAGUGGAGCUUAUUGCGAGAGAAGCGGCGGAGGUUGGUGGAGUUCUCCAGGAAUGUUAUCAGCUCAUCACGGGUGCAAUCAGCGGGAAGGAGCUGAGUACGGAGUCACUUGUGAGACUGGAGGAAGUUCGCAGGAUGGCAUUGGAAGGAGCGUUAGUUUCGCUGUGA